Messenger RNA from Closterium sp. Naga37s-1, 1897 nucleotides. NCBI's taxonomy places the organism in Eukaryota, Viridiplantae, Streptophyta, Zygnematophyceae, Desmidiales, Closteriaceae. The record is from the annotation of a GenBank genome assembly.
GGAGGAUGACCUCCGUACCCUGCUUGCCCCCUAUGGAUCGCUAGCAGAAGUCCAUCUGGUGGUGGACCGCCACACCAAGCUCUCCAAGGGCUUUGCAUAUGCGCUCUUCACUGUUCCUGAAGAUGCUGUCAGUGCUAUGAAGGCCCUCGAUUCCUCCAUCUUCCAGGGCCGUCUGCUGCACGUGCUGCCGGCUCACAGGCCUCCACCCAAGAAGGACGAGGAUGCGAAUCUGCAGGCAAAGACGCUGAAGGAGAGGAGGGAGGAGGAGAGGAAGAAGCGCGAAGCAGGAGGGGACACCCGCGCUUGGAGCUCCUUUUAUAUGCGACCCGAUACGGUAGCAGAAGCAGUGGCACAGAGAUACGGAGUGGCCAAACGAGACCUCCUCGACCCAUCAGCCAGCGACACAGCAGUGCGGCUGGCACUGGGAGAAGCCCACAUAGUGGCGGACACCAAGCGGGCUCUGCUUGACGCGGGCAUCGAUGUGGCUCUCAUGGAGCAAUUCGCCACCGCCGCCACCGCUGCUGCCGCUGCCAAAGCAGCUGGGAAAAAGGAUACCAAAGAGGAUGGCAGUGCUACUGGUGGUGGGGGCAGCUUGGUGCGCAGCAGGAGUGUGAUUCUGGUGAAGAAUCUGCCCUUCAAGUUGGAGGCGGGCGAGCUGGUGGGGCUGUUCCAGCGGUUCGGACCGGUGGCGAGGUUUGUGCUGCCGCCCACCAAUACUGUUGCUCUGGUGGAAAUGGCAGACUCUGCUGAUGCCAAGAGGGCCUUCAAAAGCUUGGCCUACAAGAGAUACCAGCAUGUUCCUCUGUACCUGGAAUGGGCACCAGAAGGUAUCUUCCUAGAACCCGCAGCACCGUCAGACGCGCCAACCACAACAGCAGCAGGAGCAGCAGCAGCAGCAGCAGCAGCAGCAGCAGCAGCAGCAGCAGCAGCAGCAGCAGCAGCUUCUAGGGAAGGAGAGGGAGGCGCAGGGGUAGGCAAGGAGGGAGGCGGAGAGAAGAAAGCGAAGAAGCAGGGUGCAGUGGGGUUGCUGCCGGUGGUGAUGGAUGGGAAGGCGGCCAGGCGCAUGGCUGCUGAGGCGGAGAUGGUGGGGGGAGUUGGGGGAAGAGAAGGUGGAGGAGAGGGGGCCGAGGGGCAUGCGGUGGAAGGGGAGGAGGACGGGCAGCCCACGAGCCACAGUGUGUUUGUGAAGAAUCUGAGCUUUGCCACAACAGAGACGCAGCUGAAGGAGAACCUGGAGAAGCUUCUCAGAAGCAAGCACGCAGGGGCGGACGGGGAGGGCCCAGCACUACGCAGUGUCACGAUCAAGAAGCGGGUGCGGAACGGCAAGCAGCUGUCGAUGGGUUUUGGGUUCGCGGAGUUUGGCUCUGUGCUUGCUGCACACCGUGCAUGCAAGCUGCUGCAGGGAACCGUGUUGGACGGGCAUGCGUUGCUGCUGCAGCUGAGCAAAGGGGAGGCGAAGGGGGGCGAGGGGAAGGGCGAGGGAGCAGGGGCAGGGGGAAAGGGGAAGGAGAGCUCGACGAAAGUGAUAGUGCGGAAUGUGCCAUUUGAGGCCACUAAGAGGGACAUUCAGCAGCUGUUUGCACCGUUUGGGCAGCUGAAAAGCAUGAGGCUACCCCGCAAGUUUGACGGGGGGCACAGGGGUUUUGCGUUUGUGGAGUUUGCCACAAAGAGGGAAGCAGAGAGUGCCUUUGAUGCGCUCAAGAGCACUCACCUGUACGGCCGCCACCUCGUGCUUGAAAGGGCCAAGGAGGGCGAGGGGCUCAACGAGCUACGCGCCAAAACUGCCGCCCAGUUUCUGGACGGCGGGGCGGGCGGCGUGCGGCAGAAGAAACGCGCCAAGCUGGGGCAGGGCGUGGAUGACAGUGACGUGGCAUUCCGGGAAAUGCAGUUUGGGUGA